Molecule: messenger RNA, 3471 nt
Organism: Ogataea polymorpha
Lineage: Eukaryota; Fungi; Ascomycota; Pichiomycetes; Pichiales; Pichiaceae
Exons: 1
Coding region: 1-1071 (356 amino acids)
Cellular component (GO): endoplasmic reticulum
Molecular function (GO): adenyl-nucleotide exchange factor activity
Source: RefSeq, a predicted model, not a curated record
AUGCUUUGUUUGCUUUUAUUCGGUGGUUUCUCGCUUGCAAAGCUGAUUUGCCCCGACUCUAAUCCUUUGAAUUGCUAUCCUGAACUUUUUGAGCCAUCUAUUGAGUGGAAACCAGUUAGAGAGGGACAGAUCAUUCCGGGCGGACUAGAUAUACGGCUGAAUAUAGACACACUUGAGCGAGAGGCUAAACUUACGGGAAGUAGCCAGGAAAACGAGAACGGCGCUGUGGCUGUUCCAAAAGACAUCAUGGAACUAGAUGAAGAACAAAAUUUGACUGAAGCCCUUCGUUAUUUAUCCAGAUUUGUGGAUGAUGGAGUUGGCGAUUCAUCUACUCUACUCAAGAAACUGGAAUUUGUUUCGGAGAUGAGCUCCGACUCCGACUAUGGUGUUGACACCAUGCAAUAUAUACAGCCAUUGAUUCGAUUGUCUGGUCUGUAUGGCGAAGAGGGACUGAGACAAAUCAAUGAUGAAGAUCGCAAUGAAGUCAGGGAGCUGGCUACUAUAAUAUUGUCAUCUUCUUUGAGAAAUAACGCAGAGGCACAACGAAAGUUCCUACAAUAUUUCUCUGAUCCCAUGGAUUUCGUUGACCAUCUUACUGCGAAAAUCCAAAAUGAUGUGCUCUUGAGGCGAAGACUAGGGAUACUUGGGUCGUUACUGAAUAGCGGAUCAUUGAUUGAUGAGUUCGAGUCUAUCAAAAAGAAGCUACUGAUUUUGUAUCCCCAAGUGGUAAAUCCAGCCACCAAGCAGCGACUCAUGAACAUUAUAAGUGACAUCACAGGAGACGUUGACGAUGGAGACAUGGAUCGUCAAUUUGCCAAUAUUGCACAGGAUACAUUGAUUAACCAAGAAGCCCUCGACGACGGCACGCUGAGACUUUUGGAUGAACUAAAGAAAUUGAAGCUGAACAACAAGAACCUUUUCAAAGCCAAAUCUGAAUUCCUGGAGUGGCUGAAUAAGCGAAUGGAGGCAUUGAAAGCGGCAAAAGACCCGAAACUGGAAGAGUUCCGAUCUCUUCGACACGAAAUCUUCGGCAACGCGAAAGCCAUGCGAAAGAGCUACGAUGAGCUAUGACCGGGACGCAUUAUCGAAAACUUGACCAGCUUGAGUCUCAAGAGGACCAAAGGAAUCAAACGAUGGCAAAUCGUCACGAUAGCUAUGAGAAUAAGGUACAGCUUCAGAUUCACCUUGAGAUUAUAGCUCUUCAUGACAUCUUCGCCAGUGUUGAAUAGACACUCUCCAUUGUUCACGCGCUCUUCGUCAGUGCAAUACAGUUUCAGCUUUUUGGUGAAGACGAGGUUGCUUAUCGACAUCACGCAAUAAUGCGCCGGCGAAAGAUAGUUUAGUGCUCUCAAGAAACUGUCAAGUGUCAUAGCUAACAAACCAGCCAUAGCAACACCAACUGAACAAAUAAUCGAGAUGACAUUGAGCGCAAAGCCAGGAUGAUCGAACAUGGUGUUGAACGAGAGCCCCACAGAUUCUCCUGCGUUGAUGACGAGAGCCGAUGUGUACACCAUUGUGAAGAAUAGGCCAACAUCGUAUUGAAAUCCCACGACGAAGACCAAGAACACAGAAAACACCAAUGCAUUGAAUAUUUCGAACGGUAUUUCGAUGAGCGUGUAGCUGACAAAGAACGAGUACAAGUUCGUAGCAUCGUCGCUGUACUCCUCAUAGAAAAAGUCUCGCUCCCGCGGAUACGCAGCCAUGUUGUUGAGCAUUCCAGUGAAGUAAAUGGAGACAAUCUGCUGGAUCAAACCUAGUCUAUUCUGUAUGCUUGUGUUGUUGUGUUUGAGUCUCGCAAAGAACAGACUAAGAAUAACUCCCAUACCAAUCACUUGCGUGCAUCUUGCAAAUAAGAUGUUUUUAUCGCGGAUUAAGGUGAGAAUCUGUCGUUGCGUAAGCACAUACAGUCCAGUGACAAAAUCAACAGGCUGCUUAACGAAAGCCUGGAAUUCAGAGUAGAGAUCUGCUUUCGAUGUGAGCUUCCGCCGAGGUACGAUGCGAAGAUUUUCGGUCUUCCAGGCACCGACAAUGUGCGCCACUCGUUCCCUAGUGCGCCUCUCCACUUCCUCAUGGGUUGUGCUGUACGAUAUCAUAUCGAUGACGUAAUCAGCGAGAUUGGUGAACUUGGGGAUCGGAUACCCGAUAGAGGUGAAAUGGUCGACCAAUUCUUCUUGCGUGCCAUUGAAAGCCACCUGGCCGCCCUUGGCAAGCAGCAGAAUGCGGCCAAAACCUUCGAGUGUGCGUGGCUGGUGGAUGGUCAUUAUGACUGUUGUUCCAGAGCUUGCCAGAUGAUCCAGGCAUUCCAAGAUCGAGGACGCAGUAAACGAGUCCAAUCCUGACGUAGGCUCAUCCAAGAUGAGCAUCUUUGGUGAUGACAGGAGCUGAAUGGCAAUGGAGAGCCGACGUUUCUCGCCUCCAGAAAUUCCCUUGAUCAGUUCGUUACCGACUAGGGUAUCGGCACAAUCCCGCAGACCGACCUGUAAGAUCAACCUGUCCACCAGGGAAUUGAUCUCAGACGAGGACAGUUUGACUUUGGAGCGUCUCAUCCGAGCUGAAAAGCGCAAUGUUUCCCUGACAGUGAUGGAAGGCAGAAGAUGGUGAUCAUCCUGCUGAACGUAAGAACAGAUCGGUCGGAUGGUAUCGAAUUCUGUCUCGCAGUCGUUUAAAUACACCACGCCUGAAGAGGAGUACCGAGUGAACAAAGUUGAUUUCAAACGGCCGCUCAUCAGGUUCAGCAGCGAGGUUUUCCCAGAGCCGGAAGGGCCCAUUAUAAUGUUGAGUUUUCCCGACUCAAAGUUGCAAGACACAUUGUUUAAGAUCUGUUUUUUUCCUCUACGGGCCAGUUUGUUUUCCACAUAUAGGUUCACAUCGCAAACACGGAUGUCCAGAGGUUGAUCAGAUUGAGGAGGGGGUCGUGAGAUUUUGGCUGAAGUGGCUGACUUUGUCUCGCUUCGUUUCACUUCUUUGGCCAUGGUCACAUCCUCAGGCUUAAUCUUCAGAAUCACGCCAGCUACCACGAAAGUGCCCACAAAGAAUGCAACAAGAACACCAAAUGGGAGCGCUAUCCAGUUCUCCCAGAAACCAAGGCUGUUGGUGAUGUAUGAGCCCGUAUAUGCACGACAAAUGUCCUCCACAUCGGGCGAGUCAGCGUAUUCUUUGAAACAGUCGCCCCUGUAGCCUGUGAAUUGGUUGGAAAUGAGAAGCCCAUAGGAGUACCAUUGGUAUGCGACGUAUUUGCACCAACGCACAUAAACAGGCAUCUGCUUCGCAUUCACGUACAUUCCGUUAGUCAUCGUUUGGAAAGUGAAAUUGAGGUUGCAAAUGAGUGUAGCCAGAGCAACAUCUCUUGUGAGGGAGGCCGCCAAGGUUGCAAAUGCCAUGGAGUUUAAAUGGAAGAGUAUGUUUGCCGCAAAAAAACGGAAGAAAUAAAUAGAUGAAUCUGUUCGAAGACCAACCAUAAAGUAAGUGCAC